Messenger RNA from Oncorhynchus keta (chum salmon), 1923 nucleotides. Its product is annotated as zinc finger protein 501-like. The transcript has 4 exons. The coding region runs from base 628 to 1923 and encodes 431 amino acids. The record is from RefSeq and is a predicted model, not a curated record. Gene Ontology annotation, molecular function: RNA polymerase II cis-regulatory region sequence-specific DNA binding; DNA-binding transcription factor activity. NCBI's taxonomy places the organism in Eukaryota, Metazoa, Chordata, Actinopteri, Salmoniformes, Salmonidae. Gene Ontology annotation, biological process: regulation of transcription by RNA polymerase II.
GCUUCUUCAACAGCGACAAAGGCUUCUUAUUCAACCAACGUGGUGGUUUGCUAGCGAACAUUAAACCGAAAUAUUGAAGUGUUUAAGAGUAAUCUUGUGUAUAUUACUCUUAGUGUUUUAAACACAAUUCUGUGUACAUAUCAACUCGUUCAUUGAAACGUAGAUUGCUUGUUAAAUUAGCUAAUGUGGUACAUUGAUAUUGCACUAGGCUAAUCGCCCGGAACAUGAGCUCACUAAUCUCGACGGAGAAAGAAGCUCUGGUGAAAGGAGAGGAAGAAGCUUUCAGGAUGAAAAGGGAGGAAGAGGAGUCUAUCACAUUGAAAGAAGAGGAUGAUAUUACAGUGAAGAGGAAUAUGGGAACGAGGUUGUGGAAGAGGAGGAGGUAGAAGCUUUCAGAAUCAAAAAGGAGGAAGAUGCCGUAAUUUUGAAGAGGAAGAACCUUUUGAAGUAAAAGAGGAAGAGGAGGCUAUCUCAAUUAAAGUGGAGGAGGAAGACGUUUUGGGAGUGAAAAAGGAUGAGGCUGAAGAUUCGAGAGAGAGACAUGACUAUCGUGGAUCCUCUGGGAAGCCUCAACAACAUCCUGAUUCUGACGAGGCAGAGGAGAGUCUCUCCAGAUCAGAACACCAGAUGGACAACGCUAGCCCUUCCGUCCUCCCGGAGUCCCCGUGGCGUGCCUCUCCCGGUAGCACCUUACUGCUGGGUAUGAAGAGGUUGUCUGUGCUGCUGGUGGACUGCAGGAAAACAACGGGGCUGAGUGGAACUGUGAGAAGAGGAGAAGAGAAGAAAGGAUCAGAUUUGACACAUCAAAGAGACAGACCAGGCUCAGAGGAACCAGAGCCAGGGACGUCCAAACCAGCAAGACGACACCAGUGUUCCCACUGUGGAAAGGGUUGUAACCUCUUAUGGGAGCUGAAACAACAUGAGAGAAUACACACAGGGGAGAAGCCUUUCCACUGCUCCCAGUGUGGAAAAAGUUUUGGCCAUAAAGGAACCCUGAACAAACACGAGAGAAUACACACAGGGGAGAAGCCUUACCACUGCUUCCAGUGUGGAAAGAGUUUUAACCUGUUAGGUUCUCUGAAACGACAUGAGAGAUUACACACAGGGCAGAAGCCUUACCACUGUUCCCAAUGUGGAAAGGGUUGUAACCUCUUAUGGGAGCUGAAGCAACAUGAGAGAACACAUACAGGGGAGAAGCCUUACCACUGCUCGCAGUGUGGAAAGAGUUUUAACCAGAAAGGACACAUGAAAGCUCACGAGAGAAUACACACAGGGGAGAAGCCUUACCACUGCUCUCAGUGUGGAAAGAGUUUUAGCCGGUUAAGGAACCUGAAAGUUCAUGAGAUAAUACACACAGGGGAGAAGCUUUUCCAGUGCUCCCAGUGUGGCAAGUGUUUUAACCAGUUAGGGGCCAUGAAACAACAUGAGAGAAUACACACGGGGGAGAAGCCUUACCACUGCUCCCAGUGUGGAAAGUGUUUCAACUGGUCAGGGGAUCUGAAAAAACAUGAGAGAUUACACACAGGGGAGAAGCUUUACCACUGUUCCCAAUGUGGAAAGGGUUGUAACUUAUUAUGGGAUCUGAAACAACAUGAGAGAACACACACAGGGGAGAAGCCUUACCACUGCUCGCAGUGUGGAAAGAGUUUUAAACUGAAAGGACACCUGAAAGCUCACCAGAAAAUUCACACGGGGGAGAAGCCUUACCACUGCUCCCAGUGUGGAAAGUGUUUCAGCCGGUCAGGUGAUCUGAAGAAACAUGAGGAAUACACACAGGGGAGAAGCCUAACCACUCCUCCCAGGGUGCAAAGCUUUUGCCCAUUUAGGAAGCAUGGAAGAACACAUGAGACUGCACACAGAGGAGAAGGCUUACAAAAUCUCAGACUGGGAAAACAUAUUAAUCAUAAGUCAUAUUACACUUAA